This is a messenger RNA of Mercurialis annua (annual mercury), 378 nucleotides long. RefSeq lists its product as uncharacterized. Bases 7 to 378 code for a protein of 123 amino acids. The record is from RefSeq and is a predicted model, not a curated record. The transcript has 2 exons. NCBI's taxonomy places the organism in Eukaryota, Viridiplantae, Streptophyta, Magnoliopsida, Malpighiales, Euphorbiaceae.
AAAAAUAUGAGUAUUAAUAAUAAUAAUAAAAAGGUUUUAUUAUUUGGGUCAUUCACAGAAGAUGACAUCAGGUCAUGGCAAGAUGAAAAACCCGUGAAAAAGAAAGAAUUGAAGUUUGAUUCUUUGAAUUGUCCCACUGGAAUUACUUUUGGCAAUUUUAAUGGUGAAUUGAGCUCGCAACGAGGCUCUAUAGAUGGGAAAGUGAACUUUGGAAGUGCUAAUUCAGCUAAGAAAGAAAAAGAGAAGGAUGUUAAGCUCUUGAUGUUUUUAAAUUGUGCAAAAAAACCACUUAUUGAUUCUGAUGGAAUUGUACUAUACAUGAAAUUGGGUGACAGAGAUGAUUGUGCAGAACAUUUUGUUCUGUCAUUUUUGGUUUAG